ACUCUUUGAUUCUUGUCCUGGUUGUGGCAGCACCACGUUGAAUCGGUCUCGCCAAACUGCAACCCGAACGACCAGGUCUCCACGGACCACUGCUACUGAAACUCUCCGCCGAUCGCACUGUCAAUUUCGAAAGAAGCAGGAUCUGCGUCGUGGUCGCGCAUCUUUUGCUUGCCGAUGAUCAUGGGUUUUGCUCCCCAGCCUGCCCAAGGCUAUCUGGACUCGUCCUGCGCUGUGUUGCUAGCGGAGAAAGUAUCAUCUUGCAUACCGACAGCAUGAGAGCGCUCUGGUCACUAAAUAUCCAGAAGCCAGACGGAAAUGACCUCGCAAGUUUUCCCUGAAACACUACGCUUUCGGUCGAUUUCAGAAGCAUGCCUGUCAAUCGGAGUCGGGCGGACUGCAGGUUGCGAGCGAGGCGACGAGAUUACGACGAGGAUUCGCAUGGUCUCCGAUUAAUACCUCCACAUGGGAGAGCACUAGUGCUAUAAAGGCUGGACGAUGCAGCAGGGUAAAGCAAACGAACCUCUUCCUUCGUUUCCUUCCGCCUCUUCCUUCGUUUCGUCGGUUCCUUUCGUUCCUUCUUCAUUCAAACGCCCAGGCCGGCCCCUUCAUCUUCGUUUCUUCAAUUCACACCGACUUCCGAGAAGCCCCACUGCAAAAUUUGAUAAUGCUUUCUUUGGUUCUUCUUCUGCCCUUUGUUUCUUUGGCUAGUGCCGCCAACGACUGGACUGUGCCCUGUGUCUCUGGGUCUUGCUCGUAUGACUUGAAGGCCACGAAUGGCACUGCGGCGUCGGGUACUGUGACAGUCUGGAGUACGAGCCAGCACGCGAUCAGUGACAUCACGACCGCUGCCAACUGGCAAAUCUUGGGAUGCGACUCGCAGUCUACCGCGCAGCAAAUCCGUCUAGUCUGCAACGACGCCGCCGCGAACUCGACCUGCGGACAUUUGUUCGCUGGCGCGGGACCUGUACACAAAAUUAUCCGGCUGCCUGAAAGCUGUGGAAGCAAUGCGUUUGCACGGGUGUCUAAAGUUGUCGUCGCCGAUGACCAGACCAUUCCUGGUCACCUUGCGAGCCGUCUCUCUCGCCGCGACGCCACGACCCAACCGGUCCAUUCGCUCUGGUUCGACACCGAGUUCCAAUCCGUUGAUCACACACAAACUGCACCCGUGAAGAUCGCCAUUCAGGGUGCCAACUUCCCCGGUGCCCAGUCGGCGACCCCGCUUGUGCCGCCUUCGGGACGCAACUCACGUCUUGCGCAACGUGUCUUGGACACCUUCGUCAAAGACUCCUUGGCCGUCCGCGCAAACAACCCCGUGUCGGUCAACCAGACCUUCAACUUGCCCCCGGUCGAUUUCACCAAGAGCGUGUCUCUGAUCAACCAGUCCAUCAAAUGUGGCCCGGUGUCUGCCUCCCUCACGGCAAACAUGAAUGCUAACGCGCAUGCUACUGCCGCCAUCGCUGUGGCUGCCCACGGUACCUUGACUCCGCCCAAGCUCUCCGACUUUGCCGUUGUCGGAACUCUCAACGGCAACGUCCAGGGAACUCUCGACUUCAAUGCCGGUGUUACGGGAACUGUCACCACUGGCAAGCUCCCCCUCGUCUCCGUCGGUAUUCCAGGAUUGACCGUUCCCGGAAUUCUGACCAUCGGCCCGACUUUCGAAGUCCACGCCUUGCUCUCGGCCACCUUCAAUGCGCAAGUCGAUAUGAACGUAGGAAUCAACCUCGACCUCGCCAACGCUCAGCUUGCCUUCCCCGCUACCUCGGCGAUCUCCCCGGGCACCAAAGCAUUCUCAAUCGGAGACACGCCCCUUACACUGUCCGCCAGCCCUUCCUUCUCGGCCACCGGCAACGCUCAAGCCCAUCUCAUCCCGUCGCUGAAUCUGGGUGUCUCGGCUCUGAACAAUGCCGCUUCAGCCAAGAUCUUCCUGGAAUUGGAUGCCAGCGCCCAGAUGCAAAUGUCCUUGACCGCUGCUGCCAAUGCCGCGGCCAGCACUGCGCUGACCGGCAAGUCCUCCGCCGCCCUCCCCGCCGCCUCUGCCAAAGCCGCUUCCGCCAAGCCUUCCGCGUCUGCUAAGGCUGCCGCUGCCCCUGCUAAGGCUGCUCCUGCGAAGGCCUCCGCUGCCCCGGCCAAGGCUGCUCCGGCGAAGGCCUCCACUACCGCCAAGCCUGCCGCCGCCCCUGCCAAAGCGGCUCCGGCCGCUGUUGCCCCGACGAAGGCUGCUGCUGCACCCGCCAAGGCCGCUCCCGCCCCCGCUAAGGCCGCCCCCGCCGCCCCCGCCAAGGCUGCAGCUCCCGCCAAGGCUGCCGCUCCCGCUAAGGCUGCUGCUCCCGCUAAGGCUGCCCCUGCCCCUGCCAAAGCCGCGCCGGUCAAGGCUGCUGCCCCCGUCAAGGCUGCUGCCCCCGUUAAGGCUGCGCCCGUCAAGGCUGCCCCUGUCAAGGCUGCUCCCAAGGCCAUUCCCGCCAAGAUCGCAGUGAAGGGCCGAGAUGUCGAGGAGGACGCCGAACUGGAGCAGCGUGCAGUUACCACCAGCGCGUCCACCACCGUCGGAGGCUGCUUCGAGAUGGAUGCCAACGUUAACGUCAAUGUCGGUGCCUCUGGCCAGUUCUUCGGCCUGUUCAAGCAGAACGUGUCCAACACCCUCUUCACCAAGAAGUUCGUUAUCUUGAAGAAAUGUUUCGGAAACUCCGCUGCGAAGAGACGCUCUCUCCACGCCAUCUCGCGCCUGACAGCGAGCACGGUUGAGCGUGACCUUGAGUUCGAUCGCCGUGCGGGUUUGACCUGCCCCGGGUCCACUGUGCAGGCCCCGGCCCCGCUGACCAGCGGAACGAUCAAGGCUGCGACCAUCAAAGCCGUUUAAGCAAAAGACUAAAUUGAACGACCAUUAUCAUUCAUUUUGUUAUAAACAACCCUCGUUAUUAAUUCAACCUUUUAUUGCGUGUCCCAAGUCUCUGUACGCUCUAUUCAGUCGGUGCAAGCUCAGUCGCGGUAAGCCUCAGAGCCACGGCUGAGUGCCAGACAAGGGUGGCUC
Molecule: messenger RNA, 3028 nt
Organism: Mycena citricolor
Lineage: Eukaryota; Fungi; Basidiomycota; Agaricomycetes; Agaricales; Mycenaceae
Source: the annotation of a GenBank genome assembly